Messenger RNA from Pomacea canaliculata, 1017 nucleotides. RefSeq lists its product as uncharacterized. NCBI's taxonomy places the organism in Eukaryota, Metazoa, Mollusca, Gastropoda, Architaenioglossa, Ampullariidae. The transcript is spliced from 4 exons. Bases 370 to 867 code for a protein of 165 amino acids. The record is from RefSeq and is a predicted model, not a curated record.
AUUUUGUCACACGAAAGUUGUAUACAAAAACGUUGUCUAUACGAUAUCAUUUAAAUUCGAUUUACCAAAUUCCAUACAUCAACUUGCUUCGAGUAUUACCAUGCAAACGCUUCAUUAAAUAGUUAAGAAGGAGUUUACAGCACACGUAAGACAAGUAAUCUAUUGUUACACAUGCUGGACGGCAGAAAAAUAUAAGAAAUGAUAAACUAUUUAAGCAACGGUGCUUUUUUGUAAUUGAAAUUAAUACCAAAGAUCUAUCAUGAUUUUUUAGAAGUAACAGAUAAGAAAAGUAGUUAAUUCUUCUCGGCUUAUCAGUAUCGUUCUUGCUGAUUUAGUCCACAGACGUGCGGCAGUUUCGGAGAAGUGAAUAUGUCAAAGACAGUUUUUAUUAGCUUACUUUAUUUCCUAGUGCAGACACAUACAGCAGCACCGGAGAGGCACUGUUUCAAUAACCAAUGUGGCGAUCAUUUUGCUAACUUGACCGAUUGUCUCGGUCACACCUGGAACUGUGACAGUGAUGAGUACUGUGAGAUGAUCACCCACCAGGCCGAUUUCCAAUGCAAUCGCUUCCCUGCCUUGGAAGGUGAAUCCAGGAGAUGGCAGAUGCAGUGCCAGCCGAUUCAAGCAACUCAUUCCAAUGGGAAUCACAUAGGCUUGGAUACCUGUCGUUACCUCAGUAACGAGUGCACCCCAGGCUGCGACCCCAACAGCCACGCACACAGCUGCAUACUGUGCGCCACCAGUUUCGAAGACUUUGAAAGUCGAGUCAGAAACACGACGAGCACCCUGCUGUCCACUGUGUCAUCUACCGGACAGCCAGCACAGCCUAACACGACACAGGCUGGUAGCAGUAUAGUAGGUCGCUGACACUGUACACAGCUCACGACACAUCACAGCGAGAAACGGGGAUGGAGAACAGCUGAUGAAGACAACUGUCGCGUGUCGACCUUUCGACCUUUGAAUAUCCGUGUUUAAAGGUGUGUUUAGAAUGAUGCGUUAAAUAAAGUGCAAAAAUCC